Danio aesculapii is the source of this 2701-nucleotide messenger RNA. It is a transcript of the gene tgm1, whose product is annotated as transglutaminase 1, K polypeptide. NCBI's taxonomy places the organism in Eukaryota, Metazoa, Chordata, Actinopteri, Cypriniformes, Danionidae. The record is from RefSeq and is a predicted model, not a curated record. Gene Ontology annotation, molecular function: protein-glutamine gamma-glutamyltransferase activity. The transcript has 14 exons. The coding region runs from base 132 to 2414 and encodes 760 amino acids. Gene Ontology annotation, biological process: peptide cross-linking.
AGAUUUUCACAGCUGAAUUAAAUCCUGAGUGUGUAACGCUGAGGGCUGCUUCAUCAUUCACACCAGACUCAGACAUUACAGCUGUUUUUACAACAAAGAGACGAACACUUUCACAAGGAACUCCAACAAGGAUGCCUGUAGAGACAUCAUCAAUCAGAAACCCCUCGGCUGUGGACCGUUUUCCGACUGGUACUCUUAAACAGGAGGAUGUGGAGAAAACGGAACAGAAAUGGUCCUGUGGCGAAUGGUUUCGGCAGUGUUGCUGCUCCUGCCGGAAAUCUCACAAGAGCACAAGCAGCACCACAGACGCUGCUAAUGCAACGGCAGAAAAAAACGAGACCCCAGGGACAGCCGGCCUUCUGGAAGUGCGCUCUGUAAACCUCCUGAAGUCCAGCAAAGAGCGAAACCGGCUGGAGCAUCACACAGAGCGAUACCGCAGUGAAAACCUGAUCAUCCGCAGAGGACAGACCUUCCAGAUGCAGAUCGAGCUUUCCAGAACCUUCGACCCAAAGACCGAUAAACUCCACCUGGAUCUCAAACUGGGUGAUCUUCCAGAUGUUUCCAAAGGCACACAUGUGGUUGUUCCUUUGGUUGAGGAACUGCAGGAUAACUGCUGGGAGGCCAAAAUAGUAGAACAGAAAAGUAGAUUGAUCAAACUGUCUGUCAACUCUCUGCCUACCGCUCCUAUUGGCAAAUACAAGCUAGGUGUUGCGACAAGUUGCCCUGUGGGUGAAUCCAUGUCCCCAUACAACCCUGACAACGACAUCUACAUGCUGUUCAACCCCUGGUGUGAAGAGGACUUGGUGUACAUGGAUAAUGAGAAAGAGAGGAAAGAGUAUGUAUUGAACGACAUGGGCAUCAUCUAUUAUGGGACGGACAGUCAGAUCGGAUACAGAACUUGGAAUUUUGGCCAGUUUGAUAAAAGCAUCCUUCCUGCGUGUCUGUUUCUGCUGGAGCGCAGUGGUGCUCCGGCCUCAGGAUGGGGAGAUCCUGUAAACGUGGUCAGGCUUUUGUCUGCAAUGAUUAACGCUCCUGAUGACAAUGGUGUGUUGGUCGGCAACUGGUCAGGCACAUACGAUGACGGCACAGCCCCUACGUUCUGGAGUGGCAGCAGUGACAUUUUGAGACAGUACUACAACAAUGGAGGAACGCCGGUCAGAUACGGACAGUGCUGGGUCUUCUCUGGCGUCACCACUUCAGUGAUGAGGUGUUUAGGGAUUCCCACCAGGAGCAUUACAAACUUCGAGUCUGCUCACGACACAGACGCUUCUUUGACGACAGACGUGUAUUUGGAUGAGAACCAUGAGCUGAUCGAGGAGCUUUGCAGAGAUUCUGUCUGGAACUUUCACGUGUGGAAUGACUGCUGGAUGGCCCGUCCCGAUCUGCCCGCAGGUUUGGGGGGCUGGCAAGUAGUAGAUGCCACUCCUCAGGAGACCAGUCAGGGCGCUUUUCGCUGCGGUCCUGCUUCGGUCGCAGCUGUCCGAAAUGGACUGGUUUACCUCAAGCAUGACACACCGUUCGUAUUCGCAGAGGUGAACAGUGAUAAGGUGUACUGGCAGCGGACUGCAGAUGGCUCCUUCACUCCUGUCCAGAUUAAGAAGAAAGCAGUAGGUCACUGCAUCAGCACUAAAGCAGUCGGCUCUGACGAACGCGAAGAUGUCACACACCUCUACAAAUACCCAGAAGACUCAGAGGAGGAGCGCAUUGCAGUGGAAACAGCCGUUCAGCAUGGCUCUAAAGCUGGACUUUAUGAAAUCUCCAGUGUUAACGACAUCAGUAUUGAGAUCUCGAUGGAUGGAGAAGAGCCUCAGCUGGGCUCAGAUGCUAAUCUAGCCAUCACUGUGAAGAACAGCAGCUCAGAGCAGCGUACUUUCCAGCUCAACGGUCAGGUGGCUGUAACGUACUACACCGGAGUUUAUAAAACUACAGUGAUGAAAGACCAGAUACCCAUCGAACUGAAGCCCAAUGAAGCUGAGACUGUUGAGUGGAGCUUACUGUACGAUCACUACAAAGACCAUCUGGUGGACCAGGCCAUGCUGAUGCUCACACUCACGGGACGGGUCACUCAGACCAAACAGGUCCUGGUAAACCAGUUUCACUUCAGACUGCGCACACCCGACCUGGCCAUCAAAACCAAUGGAGAUGCUGUUGUUGGGAAAGAGUUGACGGCUUCGAUCACUUUCCGCAAUCCUCUUAAGCAAACGCUGAAGAACGUGAAGUUUCGCAUUGAAGGACUGGGGCUGCAGCACGUCAGAGAGAUUUCACACGGAAACAUCGAAAGCUUGGCCACAGUGACUCUGACAGAGAAGUUUAUCCCUCUGGAGGCAGGGCAACACAAACUGCUGGCUGCACUGGACUCACGGCAGCUGCCUCAAGUCCAUGGUGUCGCCAACCUCACAGUCAAAGCAAACUGAAGGAAAACCUGCGCAAGACCAGAGACCGCUCUGCACUGGAGCUUCAGAGUUUAGGAAAGCCAGCAAUGAAGGGCAUGAAAAAUUAGACUGGAAUGCAGCCUUUGAGCACAAGGCUGUUUGGAAUGACACUUCAAUAUGGCGGCCAUGUUUUUUUCCACUCUGAAGUGCCCUUCUAUGGGCGAUAGAUCUUAUUUGUUAUGCACCACAUUUUUUAAUGACGCGUGAAAAAUCUUGUAUUUAUUUUGUGACUUGUUAUAGGCAAAAAUAUAUCAUGUUUUGUCCUGUUA